This is a messenger RNA of Oenanthe melanoleuca, 3727 nucleotides long. RefSeq names its product centriolar satellite-associated tubulin polyglutamylase complex regulator 1 (gene CSTPP1). NCBI's taxonomy places the organism in Eukaryota, Metazoa, Chordata, Aves, Passeriformes, Muscicapidae. The record is from RefSeq and is a predicted model, not a curated record. The transcript has 7 exons. The coding region runs from base 1060 to 1893 and encodes 277 amino acids.
AAGAAGUCAUCCACCAGAACUGCAGCUGUGAGUGGUAAACCAUAUUGAAAAAUUGAGAAGCAGCUCUCUGAUGCAAAGUAUACAUUGCAGUACUUUCAGUGCAAGUUUUCAUCAGACUUCAUUUAUCCAGCACCAACCCCAGCCAGAUGAAGGGCACCUGGAUUUGUUGAAAAGAAUGGAAAAGUUUCAGCUUCGUAAUAAUAUCUCCAUUCUGUUUAACAUUCAGUACUUUGUCUAACUAGAGACAAAAAUGUAUCACUUCAGAUAAAUUACUGUCAAUAUUUUCAUCCACUUAGUCCAGUUUCUCUGGUUCUCUAGCCAUGAUUAUGGACUAAAACCUUCAUAUUUCUCAUUUCAGUUUUAUUUGCUAUGGAAUUUUUUUUGCUAUGCCUGUGUGUAGGGGAACUCAUGACAUUCAUGACCACUUAAGGAUUAAAAUAAUUUACUGAGAAGCUUAACCUGUGCAGUGUGGUGGGUGAAAUUUGGUCAUUAUCACACUGAGGCAUAGACUAGAUCUAGAUUCUUUUUCUUGGCUGUGUUUGUGUGGGAAACCUAUGCUGAAGCAGACUCCUGAAAACGACCGGUGGACUCAUGGAGAGAGGAGGCCAUGCUGGAGCAGCUUUGCUGACAGGACCUGUGAGUCCAUGGAGAACUCAAGCUGGUGCAGUGCAUUUCUGAAGGACUCUACCCCAUGGAAGGGACCUACUCUGAGCAGCAUGUGCUGAGCUUCAGCCCUCAGGAGGGUAUUAUGCUGCAGAAGUUUUGUGGAGGAGUGUGUCCCAUGGGUGGAAUGCCAUAUUGGAGCUGGGGAAGAGAGCAAGGAGAUAGAAAUGGCAGAGGCACUGUGUGAUGAACUUCUUGGUCUCCCUGUGUCACUUGGGGGUGGGAAGUGGUGAAGAAAUCAUGAGUGAGGUUGAGCCCAGAAAGAAGGGAGGGCUGAGUGAAAGGUUUAAGAUUUGGUUUUAUUUCUUACUAUCCUAUUGUGAUUUCAUCAAAUUGAGUCUGUUUUGCCUGUGGCAGUAACUGGUGAGUGAAUUCUCCCUGUCCUACUCUUGCCCCAUGAGCCUUUCAUUAUAUCUUCUCUUGAUUGUCCAGCUGAGGGGAGAGAGUGACAGAGCAGCUUUGGUGGGCACCUGGUGUCCAGACAGGGCAAACCACCACAAGGAGAUAGAUUUGCUGACAGCACAGGAAUACCACUGUCUGCUGCAGUUGCUCUGCCCUGACUUCCCAAUGGAACUCACUGAGAAAGCAGCAAGGAUUGUGCUGAUGGAUGAUGCAAUGGAUUGCCUGAUGUCUUUUUCUGAUUUCCUCUUUGCUUUCCAGAUCCAGUUCUACUACUCAGAGUUCCUAGAAAGUGUGGCUGCCAUUUAUCAAGACCUGCUGGCUGGUAAGAAUCCAAAUACUGUGAUUGUGCCAACAUCAUCCUCUGGGCAACAUCGGCAGCGCCAGUCCCCAAAUGACUGCAACCCACUUGAAGGAGUAGAGGCAUCUCUCUUCUACCAGUGCCUGGAGUCUUUGUGUGACAGAUCAAAAUACAGCUGCCCACCUUCUGCUCUUGUGAAAGAAAUACUGAGUAGCGUGCAAAGAAUGACCUUUUAUGGAUUCCUUAUGGCUCUUGCAAAGGAUCAGGGCAUCAAUCGAGCCCUAGGGGCUCUGCCAGAUAAAGGAGACUUGUUUCUGGACCCUGCCAUGGAUCAGGAACUUGAGAAAUUGGUAGCUCAGGUUUCAGGGCUUUCUGUCUCUGGUCCUGCCAGCUCCAGCACAGAUACAGCAAACAUGCCCGUUCGUAACUCACCCAGGAUUAACUCACCUUGGAAACCUCUACACCACCGUCGAAAAAUGGAUGCUGAGAGUGAAGGCUCCAAUGAAGAGACAGACUCUUCUGAAAACUGAAGGUUGUGAGGGUGGGCACCAUUCCCAUCUUGGGUUUCUCCAGAACCCACUGGAGGAACAGCACCGCCUCCCAGAGCAUCUGCUCUAACAGUGGGUUCUGUCUACAUCAGCAGUGUGUGUGUGGCUGUGCUAAUCCCCAGUGCCGGGUUCACCCAUCUUUUCCCAGGAACAACUUGCCUUUUUCUUAGCUCCAAAUCAGUGCUGGAAUAGCACCUCUGCAGAAGCCAUUUACAGCUAGAGAGUAAUGCUUCCCUCUGCUGGCAGGCAAGACAAGGCAGCAGCUGCUAGUCCUGCCACUACUUGGAACCAGACGGGUACUCUUACUGGGGUGAUCCCUCCCAGUUCCGCAGUUCAGCAGGUGCUGAAGCAGUGGGAGCACCAGUACAGGCCACUUGCCAGUGUUUUGGUAUGUUGCUCUGUUCAGAUUUGGCCCAGAUAAGACUGGUUAAAUCGCCAGCAGCAGCUCUGCACUUGUGUUCCGUUAUUAUUCCCCGGAAAGCUGCAUCUGCAUAUAAUCAAAGGUAAGGAAAUUCCUGACAUUCCUAAAAAAGGGCAGCUUAGUUAUUGCCAUGCAACCUGUCUGCUUUAUGCUUUCUCCUCCAUGUGUCCAAGACUUGCCAAAGCAAAUACAGCAAAUAAGCUAGAUUGCAGUAAGUACUGCAUGGUGCUGUGUGGCUCUGCUGCUGUACUGAGUGCUCUACUGUGAGGUCUCCCUGUCUCUCCAACAGCAUAUUACAGUCAUUUGGAAAAGUGAAUUUCAGAGGAUUUGGAAGAGAGGGAUAGGGUUAAGUUCCUUGGCCACAGGUGGCAUGGCUUGCAAGCGUAUAGAGCAUCUACUGGGGCUGGGUGGGCAGAAGCACUACGGGAAAAGGAAGUAGUCUCAAAGGAGAUCAAAUUGGUUUUUUUGGUAAAUAUUGGUAUUGUUGGAACAGCAGUGUAGCCGUUAAAACUACAGAAGUAAGUAGCAUCAAAUUGCAUUAAUGGCAACCAAACCUCCACAGACCCAAAUGCUUUGUUUAGUCCAGCUCCUGUGCCCCAGCUUGCAUAGACUAGUUAUUUCUUGGGAAACUUCAGUUUCUCAGGCUUCUUUGGGAGUCUCUGUGCUCGUCCUGGUCAUAAAGUGCUGCAGCACGGGCCACCAGGAGCUGGUAACCCAAAGCUUGUAGCAGGGUGCUGGCAGGGUUAUUUAUUUAUUGUAAGUUAAUAUAUUUAUGAUCUGUGCAUUCUCUCCCAGCUCGGUGAGUGGCUGUGACCGCCUGGCAAUAAAGCACGCUGUGUCAGGCCUCUGCUGUGUCUGGGUCUUCUGGGCUGCCUGGCCCUCCUCAUGGGGAGUGGUAUCUGGUGGGCAGGACCAGUGCAGGGCUCCAGCCACCUUCCAGGGCCCCAGGAACCCCUCGCCUCGGCUGGGGAAGGCAUUGGCCCCACACCCCCGAGAACCUGGACUGCCACCAUGCCCUGUAGCUGCACCACCGCUCCCUGCAGACCCAGCCUGCUUUGGAUACUGUGACAUUGACACAACUGUGUCAGAGCACAGACACAAGGAAGACCCAACCCUCACCCUCCUCAUGCCCCACCAAGGUAAAACAUCAGCAUAGAGCAGCCAAGUAACCCUUCCCCUCCUGCCCGCAGCUCCACAGCCCCUCAACCAGACAGGAGAGGUGAAGCCCAUGCAAGCCUCUUCCCAGUCCCACACAGAAGGCUCCAGAAGAAACAGCUGCAGCCACUCUUUUGCUAACAGUUUGUAACUAGCCCUUUCCCACCCUUCUUACUACCUAGUCCUCAACACCACAGUCUAAGGAAAAGCACUCCUUAAAACCAGAGACCAAGCUGAACA